AUGUUAUCUCAUCUCUUAUUAAAAGCUGAAGCGGAUAACAUGAUUCAGGGGUUUAAGCUAAAGAGUAAUAGUCCUUCCAUUUCUCACUUAUUCUUCGCUGAUGAUUGGAUGUUAUUUUCAAGAGCAUCCCUUUCUUAUGCUACACACCUUAUGAAGAUUAUUGGCAAUUUCUCAAAAGCCUCAGGUCAAGCAAUAAACUUUGAAAAGUCUGGGUUUUUUACUAGUGCAAAGAUGCAUCAUAAACAUGUUAAAUUGUUGUCUAAAACUCUAGGAAUCAAAUGCUUGAGUAGUAUUGAAAAAUACUUAGAUAAGUACUUCUCAAAUCAGAAUUUACUGGAAAUUGAUAAAGCUGCUGAUACGUCUUCUUGGUUUUGGAAAGGUACAGUAAAUAGUUUAGCUUUCUUAAGGUCUAACAUUGUGAUGAAAAUAAAUGAUGGUACUGGUACAAAAAUCUGGACUUCUAACUGGUUGCCCUUCAGUAAUGCUCCACCAAUGUCGAAUAAUCCAGAUCAUAUCAAUUUUACUUUGGUUAGUGAGUUAAUCAACAAUGAGAAUAACACUUGGGAUUUAGAUUUAUUGCAAUCCUUGUUUGUUCUUGAAGAUGUUAAAAAGAUUAGUUCUUUAAGGAUAAAUACUAAUAAGAAAGAUGAAUUAAAAUGGGUUCAUACUAGAAGUGGGAAUUUUACUAUUAAAUCUACUUAUAAUGUGUAUAUGAAUAUUUCUAGAUCAGUAGAGGAUACUUAUUUUUGGAAGAAAGUUUGGUCUCUUGAUUGUCUACCUAAAAUCAAAUACUUCAUGUGGAAAAUUUCUGCAGAAAUGUUGCAUGUUAAUUGCCUGUUGAAGUUGUACAAUGAGUAUAUUGAUGAUUGUUGUCCCUUAUGCAAGAAUGAAAGAAAAAAUGUGAUGCAUUUGUUUUUCAGAUGUCCUAUUGCUUCUCAUAUUUGGUUUGCUUUAUCAAUACAACAUAUGGUAGCUUCUGGGACUAAUUACAUUGAAGAUAUUUUUCUGUUGUGGUUUGAUAAUUCUUUUGGAAAGUCUCCCUUUGUGGUUAACUGGCCAAGCAUUGGGACUAUAGUUAUGUGGAGUAUAUGGAAAAUAAGAUGCGAGGUUGUUUUCAAAAAUGCUUCUAUCAAUCUGGAUAAAAUCAUCUUAGAUACCAAAAGACUUGUAAACACUUAUGUAGCUGCGCCAGAGACUAAGAAGUCUUCUAAUUUGAUUGCUAAAACUUCCAUUCAGAAUGUUGAUCACCUAAUGUUUUUAGAUGGUUCUUUUAAGGAUUUUAACAUGGGAGUUGGUGUUAUUCUGUGUGAUAUUGCAAGAACAGUAAGGGGAACGAAAGCAGACUUUGGCCUUAUCUCAGAUGCAGUUGGUGCUGAGGCAACUGCACUCAUUUUGGCUAUUGAUAAGCACAAAGUACGAGGAAACUUGAAUACCGGAACAAUAAUUGGCUCAAGGAAAGCAAAAAUGACAUUUGCUGCAGCAGAGUGGUUGUGUUGGUUGAUUGAGAGUUUACUGUCGUGGCGUAGGUGGUGUUCAGAUGGUCCGGUAUUGAUCUUGAUGCCGAGAACUGGAUGGGCUGUUGGUUUCAAGGAAGAUGGGUACUUACAGACUUUGGUGGUUUCUAUGAACUGA
Papaver somniferum (opium poppy) is the source of this 1632-nucleotide messenger RNA. RefSeq lists its product as uncharacterized. The record is from RefSeq and is a predicted model, not a curated record. The coding region runs from base 1 to 1632 and encodes 543 amino acids. The transcript is spliced from 4 exons. Lineage: Eukaryota; Viridiplantae; Streptophyta; Magnoliopsida; Ranunculales; Papaveraceae.